AUGAGCGACAUCGACUAUCCGCAAGGAUGCGGACCGAUCUUGCCCGAAAUGAAAGACAGCGAAUUGCUGAAGAAACUAAAGGUUAUGGUCGAUACUUUUGCAAAGAUCGACACAGGAAAAGGAACGACCACGCACUUUCGAUCGCUUGCUUUGCAUUUGAUUCAAGACGGCUUUCUCAACAACAAUAAUCGGGAGAUACAGAUCUAUUUGGCUAACGUGUUGGCUGAAAUUUUCCGCAUCAACUCGCCGAACAAUCCAUAUUUUCGACCUGAUGACAUUGAGAAAGCGCUCUCGUUUAUGGUCAACGGCUUGCGCGGACUUGAGAAUCCCGAUUCGACAAUGUAUCGACGGCAUGUUUACUUAUUGGAGAAUCUUCUUGCUAUGGACACACUACGUGUGAUUGCUGAAUUGCCGGAAGAUCCACAACAACGGACUCUUCGACAUGUGCUGAAGACAAGCUUUGAAGUGGCCGCUAAAAUGAAGAACACAAGGAAGGAAUCACCGGAUGAGAAUGAAGAAGAAAUGAAAGAGGAAAAUUCGGAUAUCGAUGGUGAAUUGCCUGAUGAGCAAGAUGAAACACAAAGGAUUCUCGGAAUCUUCAUUCGUCUACUUUCAAAUGCCCUCGCGGAAGUACCAUUCAUUUCUGAUAAAGCGAUGGAUGUCCUUUUCUUCUACUUGAUCGGCCCUCAAAGGCUCAACUAUCCACUGGCAUAUCAGCUAUCGAAGAAAGUCGUCAUCAUCUCGGCGACGGCUCUUGAAUCUCCAUUUCAGACAAUGUGUACACAAGCUGGCGCACUGGAUCGUUUGCCUGAUGACUUUGAAUUGGUUGGCACGAAGUUGGCAAAGCUUUUUGAGAUAAUUUGUGAGCUCUACGACAUUUCGAGCAAACUGGUCUACCCAGUUCUUUCACUGUUUAUGCGAUAUCUAAUGUCGGAUGAUUACGAUGCGCGCUAUAAAGCGGUCAAAUUAAUCGGUGUUCUUGCCGUCAACGACAAAGGAAAUCUUGCUGAGGAACGCGUCGAGCUAUGGAAUCAGUACUUGAAGAGAUACACGGACAUUAGCCCGACGAUUCGAUCACUUUGUGCCACACAAGGCGGCGCGAUUCUUCUCAAACAUCCCGCACAAAGAGGAGUCAUUUCAAAGUUACUCACUCGUUUGUUGACUGAUGAAGACGAGAAUGUGCGAAUUGCGGCCGUUUCAAGCACCGCUCAAGCAGCAAAAAAGAAAAUCGAAUCGGUGUCGGAUGACCUGAUUAAUGCAGCAGCUGGACGAAUUCUUGACAAAAAGGCAAAAGUACGCGAUGAGGCGAUCAGGCAACUGGUGCAAGUGCAUGCAAAGCUUUACAAGGAAGAUAGAUACUCACAAAGCGAUCGACUGAGUGUUGCGAUCAUUGCGCAGAAGAUUUUUCACAUCUACUCGAUUGAGGACAUGAGGGACGAGAGAUUGCUCAUCGAGAAGUUAUUCGUUGGAUCAAUUGUCCCAUAUCGUCUGUCACCCGAACGACGUGUUUCCACCGUUGUUCAUGUUUACUCGAAUUUGCCGCCCUAUGAAGCGGAGUAUUUUGCUCUCCUACUCAGCACGCAGGCCAAGUAUCGUCGCGCCAUACUCGAUAUUCUACUACUUGCGGCUCAAAGUAACAAAUCGGAGAGUCCUGAAACGCUGCGCAACGAGAUUGAGAAACGAAUUGCGCUUACUUGUCACGGACAGAAUUCACAAGCAAAGUAUAUGAAUGCACUUCGACAAUUCACCAAUUUCAUCUCCAAGGAUCAGCAUGCUUUUGAGUUGGUCGAGUACAUGGUUCGACCCGGCUACACCUGUGAACAAGUGGAAGAGAAUACGAAAGAAUUCCUUGUUCGUGCCGCUGCGAAACAAGCUGGUGAACGGGCGUUGACUGAAGAAGCGGUGGCGAUCGUCAAAGCUCUCUUUGAACGCUCGAUGCCUUUGCAAUUCGACUCGGCAACAGCUAAGGAGUUGUGUUCAUACGUUCACCAACAAGUUCGCCUGGCCGAGUGCAGUGACCAAAUUCUCUCCGAAAAACUUCCACCAUUGCUUCAGUUAUGGAAAUUAUAUGCUCAACAUUAUGCGCACUGCUUUGCGGCCGAAUCGGUGGCCCCGUUGAUAUUGGAUGUGGCGAGAAGAGUGCACUGUCCGCCAGCAGUUGAGGCGGCAAUGCACGUCCUGCAAAGCACGUGCAAUCAAAAUUCGGUGAAAGUCGGCGAGCAGAGUUGGUGUCAAGAUGCUGUCAAUGUGUGCACCGAGAUCACUCGCAAUGGAGCUGGACGAGCUGCAAAAAGAGCCGUUCUCUGCAUUUGUCGCCUGUUGGGACAGGAGAAUGCACGGGAUGUCGUCCUUGAUAUUGCAAAUUCAGCUCUCACUCAUCUCUCAAUCGCCGAUCCGCUAUGUGUGACCGCACUACAGACGUUGGGUCGAACAGUUCAAGCGUAUCCAAAUGAAAUGCGCGAAGUGCUGCGGGAGAAAAUUCGAGUGGAUAUUGUGCAAGAUGUUCUUCUAACGGAAGUCAGCGAAGAUGACGAGAAUCCGGAGGCAGAACUCGUCUUCGACAAAUGCCCACCACUCAUUCAGCGCAAGAUCUCAGCGAUCAAAUAUUUGGUCCGUUUCCUGCUCUUCACUCAAAAUGAUGAUUACGAUAAACCGCUCGUCACGAAAGUCGUUAAUUGUCUGGUCACUUUCCUUGAGCAUCAAGGCGAUCUGCAUAUGAGUAACACAAGUUCACUGGAACAGGCGUGGUCGCGUGCUAUCGCUGGAUCGGGUCUACUGCGUUUAUGCUACUCGGACAAAUAUGGCAGACAAAUUCCGGUGUCGGGACUUCACCUGGUGGCUCGGCUCUUGUUGGAUAAAGAUUCGUGCGUUCGCUACUACAUUGCCCGAAAAAUCAAGAAAGCUAUCUUCCGACGAGCUCUCGGCGUCGAAUUCAUUGGCAUGUACAUAGUGACACCGUUGGUUUCCGAUGAUGAACGAGUAAAACAAAUCUAUGAGAAAGCGGUUCAAGGCAAAUUGGAUGCAUGCCUUUACUACUACAAACAGUUAUCACUUCAGAAGAUUGUUCAAGAUAAACUCUCGUUUUUUCAACCGGAAUUGAGUUUGCCAUACGCGAUUCAUUUCCUUUCCCACUCCGGCUACUUCAACAACACUGAAUCAUUAGAAAAUUUAGAGGAGAUGAUCCGCUGCCUAUCUUUUCUCAUCGAUAGUUUCUUCCGGCCAAAUCAGAAAUACGAUCUCGAUUUGGCGCUGGGCUUGUUACAAUCGGUGAAAGAUUCGGUCGACGCGUCGCAUGUGCUUCAUUCCGAUGCCGACAAAGCUAAACCGGAUGCACCCACGAAGCUACAACAAAUUGAGAGCCGGAAGAUGUGGAUUCUGGCAGAUUUCUCGAUGGCAAUGCUUGCGGCAAAAUCAAAGCAACAACUCUCAGCUCGUCCUCAUUGUUUGAAACUUUCGAAGCGCUACUUUCGUCCGCAUGAACAAAAUGACAACCUAUGGGCUCCGGCUCAACUCGUCGAACAACUUCGCACUGGUAAAUGGAAGCGCGGUCGCAAGGGAAAAGGACAAAAUGGAUCAUCACUUCAAUCGGACAGAACUAGCAAGAUGAAUGGCACAAAAAGAGGAGGCAAAAAGCGCAAGGCACCCAAAUCAGAAGAGGAAUCUUCUGAAGAAGAAGAAGAGAAUAAUGAAGAUUUGGCGGACCAAUUUGGGAGUACUUCCCUGAACAACAUUGUGCCGAGAGGAGUCGUCGCGCCAUCGCCGAUUCAGCCAAGAACCAACACAAAACCUGCUCGUACCACGAGAGAUUCAAAAACCGCCGAAUUCUUCAGUUCAACUCCGCUGAUUCCAAAAGUUAAGAGAAACUCUCGAAAAGCACCCAAAAUGGAAGUGGACGAGGAAAAUGAGAUUAGUGAAGAAGAUGCAGAGAAAGAGCAACCAUCGACAUCAAAAGAAAUGCCAACAAUGGCAAAGAUGCGUGCGAAGAAAAAUGUGAAGAGUCCCUCAAUGUCGCCGGUGAAACCCUCAAAGAAUACUGCUGUCAUCGCAGAAGAGACGGUGGAAAGAAGGGGGAGAGGAAGACCAAAAAAAGAAGAGGCCAAGAAUGAUGAUGAUGAUGAUGAUGAUAAGAAAAAGUUGAAGACGAGAGUGAAAGAAAUGCCGAAGAAGACGACAAAGAUUGAGAAGGGACGAGAGAGGAAAGGAAAUGAGGAGAAAGGCGCUGAGGAAACGAUCAGGAGAAGCUCUCGAAUCUCAACUGGCGUCACUUCUAUUGUCACUCCAAGAUCUUCUUCAGCAUCAACGAAAGAUUCAUCACCAAAGAAAGGAAAAAAGCGACGC
Mesorhabditis belari is the source of this 4338-nucleotide messenger RNA. Lineage: Eukaryota; Metazoa; Nematoda; Chromadorea; Rhabditida; Rhabditidae. The record is from the annotation of a GenBank genome assembly.